Molecule: messenger RNA, 1604 nt
Organism: Trichomycterus rosablanca
Lineage: Eukaryota; Metazoa; Chordata; Actinopteri; Siluriformes; Trichomycteridae
Gene: cmss1
Product: cms1 ribosomal small subunit homolog
Exons: 9
Coding region: 9-887 (292 amino acids)
Cellular component (GO): nucleus; 90S preribosome
Source: RefSeq, a predicted model, not a curated record
GUGAAGCGAUGGGAGACGAUUUAGGAGACGAGUGGUGGGUUCAAAGCCAAAAUGCAGGUGGCUCAGAGGUAAAGGAGGAUACAGAUCAAACACUUCCAGCAGCACCAGCAUCAGAGCCCACAGAGAAACCAGUAAAGAAAAGAAAACUUCAAACACAAAAGCCAGAAAAAGCCAAGAAAAAGAAGACAGCACAGAAAGAAUGCUUCAUCACAAAAGAGAAAACCAAACCGGAGGAAGAUGGAGAUGCCAAAAAGCCCAAGAAAAGACGGAAGAAGAAGACCAUCACAGAUGUGUUGGCGAGCUCUGAACAAGCACCUGGCUCUCCAGAUGACCUAAGGAACCUGCUGCAGAGCCAUUUCAAUGCCACACGAUCUGUUAUCGAACUAGAGGAGCUCAAUCUGCCAGAGUCCUGUUUCCUGAUGAACAAUGACCUCACACACAGCCUGUCGUCCUACCUCAAAGAAGUUUGUCCUAAAUGGGCUAAAGUACAGAAGCAGCACACACAGAAAAGCUCGGUCUUACUGCUCAUCGUCUGUGGCUCCGCCCUGAGAACCAUCCAGCUCAUCAAACAGCUGACUACAUUUAAAGGCGAGGCAAAAGUUCUAAAGCUCUUCGCAAAACACAUCAAAAUUGAGGAUCAGAUAAAGCUGCUGAGUAAAAGUGUGUCUCACGUUGGCGUGGGCACUCCUGGCAGAGUGAGCUCCCUGAUACAGAAAGAUGGACUGAGCCUGCAGGGUCUGCGAUAUCUAAUACUGGACUGGAACUACAGAGAUCAGAAACAGAGAAGGAUGAUGGAUAUACCAGAGGUGAAGUCAGAGGUUCUGAAGCUGAUGGAUAGUGGCAUUAUUAAGAAGUGCCAGGAAGAUGUUAAAAUAGGACUGUUCUAAUUUUGUACUGUCGUCAGUCGUUCUGUGCAAACACCGCCGCACUGCAUCUGUUCUUUAUUCUCACACACACACACACUAUCUGGCCAAAAGUCUGUGUACACCCCAAUUAUAUGCUUUUAAUUUAGGGAAGGUCUUUUCUCGUUCCAGCUGAACUGUACCUCUUACACAGAGGUCUGUAAAGAUAUGGUUGUACAAGUGUAUUGUGGUGAAUUUUUAAUGGUGUGAACCUUUGACUUUGGGGUGAACUGGAACAUCAAUUGCCAGGCAUUCUCAUUAAACAUCAGUGCCUGACUGACUGGGCUCAAAUUCUUCAACACACUCUGAAAUCUGGUGGAAAGCUUUCUGAGUGGAGGUUUUGUAGCCACGCCUGGGGAAGGCAACUCCAUAUGAAUGUUUUUAGAAUGGGAAGUCCAACAAGUUCCUCGUUGUGUGUCCACAUACUUUUGACCAUAUUGUAUGUUUUAGUUUCUUGUAAAUAGCCAGCUGUGUGUGUAUGGUUAAAGUAAAUGAAUAUACAGCAGUUCAGAUCUACAAAUAAACUGUUCUGACCCAUCAGAGGUGGCUAAAUGUAAACAGAUUAACAACCUGAGAAGUUGCAAUUUAUUUGCUGUUAAAAUAUCAAACCUGUUAACAGAUCAGUAUCUGCUAUCAAUCUGAGGAACACUGGGAACAGACAACAAUUGUAAUGGUACACCAUACAUUAACAUUAUAAAUAAU